AUGGCAAGUUUCACCGUGGAGUACUAUCUUCCAGUAUUGGUUAUGGUUUUGAUGCAGCUUAUAUAUUCAGGUUUGACUCUUAGUACAAGAAUUGCCCUUGUGGAGGGUAUGAGUCCAAGGGUAUUUGUGGUAUAUCGUCAUGCUUUUGCAACCCUAAUUUUUGGUCCCAUUGCUUAUAUAUCAUCAAGGAGAAACUCUUCUUCAUGUUCAUUAAAUUUAAGGAGUUUUUCAUUGAUAUUCAUCACCUCUCUAAUCGGUGUUACAUUGUAUCAAAAUUUAUAUUUUGAGGGUCUAUAUCUAUCUUCUUCUUCAGUUGCAACUGCAAUGCUCAAUCUUAUUCCAGGAAUCACAUUUGUAAUAGCAGCUUUUGUAGGAAUGGAGAAAGUGAAUAUUAGAAGUUUGACAACUAUAGCAAAAAUAGUUGGGACAUUGAUAUGUAUUUGUGGAGCAAUGUGCAUUGCCUUGUUGAAGGGUCCAAAACUAUUAAAUGCAGAAAGCAUACCUUUGAAAUCAAUCAUGGCUACAGCUGUGGGAGGUGAUGAGAACAAUUGGUUGUUUGGUUGUCUGUUUCUUUUGGGAAGUAAUGUUUCUUGGGCAGUUUUACUCAUUUUACAGGUUCCAGCUUAUGCAAAUCAUCCUAAUUAUUUAUCACUAUCAGCAUGGAUGUGCUUAAUGGCAACAUUCCAAUCAGGACUAGUCACAUUAUUCUUGGAGCCAAAUCUAAAUGCAUGGAAAAUUAAUUCUCUACUUCAACUUGGUUGCUGUUUAUAUGCGGGAAUUAUGGCAUCUGCAGUUGCAUUUUGUCUCCAAGCAUGGUGCAUUAAAAAGAGAGGACCUCUCUUCUCUGCAAUGUUUAGUCCUCUUGGGACAUUAAUUGUGACUGUAUUAGCUGCCUUGUUUCUUCAUGAAGAGUUAUACACCGGAAGCUUAAUAGGCGCAAUUGGAGUGAUCAUUGGCUUGUACAUUGUGCUUUGGGGUAAAGCCGGAGAUGUGGUUGAUGUCAAAGAGAAGAUAGAUGCAAAAUUUAUGGUUAAUGAGACACAGGAAGUGACAUUUUCCAUGAAUGAAUCUUAUGGAGAAAGAAGUAGUAGAAUUGAUUUAGAAGAACCUUUUUUAACCAAUGUUGUAAAAAUAGAUCAUAGUGGUGAGACCUCAAGUGUUGUGUAA
Messenger RNA from Lathyrus sativus (Indian pea), 1167 nucleotides. The record is from the annotation of a GenBank genome assembly. NCBI's taxonomy places the organism in Eukaryota, Viridiplantae, Streptophyta, Magnoliopsida, Fabales, Fabaceae.